AUGGGCACGUCCACAGGAUCCAACCUACGCUACAGCCUCACGCAGCAGCUGCUGAAACGCCGUCGCUCGGCACGCGUUCCCAUUCGCUACAACCCACGCGAUCCUCGUUUCUCAUUCGCUGAAACCAGGCGCCGGCCAGGACCGCCCGUUAACCUCUCCAACCGCAUAAAUGCAGUAGCGCCGCGACUGGGGAAGAAGCACACAAUAUUGAAACAGCCCGUCAUGACGGGAACCAGGAGCACCCGAGACACCCGCAGCGUGGUCCUUCUCCAGGCGAUUCGCGCGAAACUCGUCGAAUACCACGAAGCGCUCGUGCGACAGCUGGUGGACGAGCGCGAGGCGGUGCGCGCAGCUGGCUUGGCGCAAGUACCUGAGCGUGUAAAGGACGUGAGAAAGCAUGGCGUGACCGAGACGAAAGAGGAACCUGUACUUGCUGAUGUACGAGCCACAAAAAUGGUGACGCACAAGCACGUGGACACUGUCCAGGGCCUCGUUCCGACAGGCUGGUCUCCUGCUGCGAGCUGUGCAAGUAUAGACAUGCCGGCGCCGGUGAUGAAUGAGAAGACACGUGAAGAUACGGUCUUGAAAAAGCGACAGCUGGCAGAGGCACAAAUGACCGAAGUGGUUUGGGUUGAGGUGGAUCAAGCGUCUGUGAAAAAGGCAAAGUCGAGCGAAGAAAAGCACCAGCAGUUCAAUGGGAAGUCGGACAGGCGAGAGGCUUGUUCAACGAGCGCAAUCGUAGACAAGCGGAACGGUGCUGCUGUGAAACACCAGGAAGGUUUGACUCAAAGCGCUGUACAUUGUGUUGCGCGGACAUCGGCCCCUCCGAGCAAGUAUGUCAUGCAGAAGCGGCGGGAAGAGGAAGCUUUGGAUAACAGAGCUGGUCACGAUCAACAACAGCCAGUUUCGCUAGCUUCACCGCCAGCCAGCAACGAGGAUGCACGUCUAAAACGGUCGGUGUCAACGCCUCGAAGCGCUCUAGUGUCUGCAGACGUGAAUAUAAAGUUUGAGCAAACACUGCGCGAGUCUGUGCGUCUUCGCCAGGAAGUGAAUAAACGCAGCCUAUCCGUGACACGAAAACGACAGUUGCCACAACUGUUAACACCAGCGCGUUGCAAGACUCACUGGGACUGCUUACUGGAGGAAAUGAAAUGGAUGGCGACGGAUUUUACGCAGGAGCGUAAUUGGAAACGAGUGCUGCAGUAUCGUAUUGCAACUGAUGUGAUAGUUGCGCGAAAUCUAGGAAGCGUGCGUCAGGAACUAGCCAAUCGUCAGACGGCGCGUAGCGUCGCUCUACAGAUCUCGGCAUUCUGGCGCACGAUGGAACGCAUUGCUGCAAGGUCAAGAGUGCGACUUGAAGCUGCAGGUGAUCGCUCAACUCGUGCCAAUUUUUAUGACACUGGUGGUGGUGGGCAUGCUGCACAGUACGGCGACCACAGUAGACGUGACAGCCUUGAAGACGUUGUGAUGGUUAAUGCGGGUGAGGGCACUUUACCACUAAAAUAUCAUACCAUUGAUAUUGCACCUAGCAGCAAGAUUGACGCGAAGAGUGAUGGAAAAGAAGCGGGGAUGAAAGCAGACACAGUGCUAGCAACUACCAAAGCACACGUCAAUUAUAUCGUGAGUGCAGGCAAGCGAGCGCGCAGUGCCAUGACCUCUUUGUCGACCGGAUGUUCGAAUGCGGAUCGGUCUACCGCCCGGUCUCUACGUGAGGCGGCCUUUCGGGAUUUGCAAGCGCGGUGUACCGCGUCGCCGGCGAAAGGAGGGCCCACCAUUAUUUUAGCCGCUUUUCAACUUCUGGCGUUAAGGUGGAUGUUGGACUUGUACUCGAGUGGCCUCAACAUAUUUCUGAAUGAUCAACUUGGCAUGGGCAAGGCAGCCACGAUCGUCGCUUUCUUUAGCUUGAUUGAGAUCGUGUCGUCUCAUAAGUAUGAGCAGCAGAAUGAAAGCGGCUCAGUACGUUCACGUACUCCAGGACGCGCACGGGCUAAAAAGGCCAAAGGUCCACAUCUGAUAGUCGUGUCAGACGAAGAGCUCCAUAAGUGGCGGCAUUAUCUUCGAAUAUGGCACCCAGACCGGCGUGUUCAGCUUUACGAUGGCGCUGAUCAAACGUUACAUUACAGGAAAAGGCUGCAAAGGGAGUGGGAAACCAAGCUUCGAGUUCAAGCUCACACAGGUGAAGACGAUUUUCUUGUAGCCCUACUUAACGACGACGAUGGCGAAGAGUUGGACGACGACGAAUGUGCUGAACCUGUUUACUGUGUGCUGUGCCCCGUAAAUGCAUUCAAUGAAGACCGACAAGCUUUUGUGGCGUUUCCGUAUUGGCAGAUGGUCGUUGUAGAGAACGAGCAUGGUGGUAGUUUCGAUGACCCAGUGUGUGUAUCUGCGCUGCAACAGCUUCGACAGCAGCAGCGUCGAGUCUUGUGUAACGGUCAGUCAAUUGAAAACUGGAGAAGCCUUGCACUGCGACUGCAGUACGCAGAAUUUCUGGUGCGGGAAGCUCCCGCUUUUGGUGACAGCAACGUGCGCAAAAGCCGCCAGCAUCGAAUAGAAAGUUGGCCUGAGCAGGACAUUCAAGUGGAGAGGUCAUCUGUGGCAGCGGUGAUGAAGGCAUACAGCAAAUCGGCAAGUGUCCGUGGAGCUUUGUUGAAGGCGUCUUCCCAGACGAACGAUACUGCGCGGCAUGUGAAUGCGUUACUGCUGGCAAUGUCGUGCCUCAGUCUGCGUCGUGUUCGCAGCGAAGUCGAGCCCGAGUUACGCAAAAUUGAAGAGAUCAGUUUGAGUUGCCAACUCAGUCAGUCGCAAAGCACACAAUACCGAGGUGAGCUGGCUAGGUUCAUGGCGACACUAGACGCUGCCGGUGGCCGCGAACAGCGGCUGAGAGUCUGGCUGCAACUUUUACUGCGCUUACGUCGGAUCUGUAAUUGCGUUGAUCUUGUGAACGAUACGGACAAGCUGGGACACGCUGAUUUGCGGCUGCUGGCUGAUUGUUCUGCGAAAUUGAAGACAUUGGAACCGUUGCUACGUCGACUGACGCUUCAAGAAGGCAAGAAGGUGGUGAUAUAUUGCCAGUUUCAUGGUAUGUUUCCCGUCUUAGAGCUUCUACUUUCUUUGCUCAAUAUCGGUUGCGUGCGCAUUACUGGCUCGCUAGCCAUGCAGCGUCGUGCGCUUUACCAUUUCGCUAAUCGCCGUGUAGUUCGCGUGGCGCUCGCGUCCACUCGUCUGUCCACUUCGAACGGCAUUCUGGCAGCUUCAGUGUAUGGCAGCGAAGCGAUCGUAGUCGUUGAUGGCGACUGGAAUGCCACAUGUGAUGCAAAACUUCGGGCAAGUUGGGCUAAAAUAGCUGCUUGUGGUGCUGAAACUCUUCCAGUCUACCGACUACACUGUGAAAAUACUGUCGAGACAUCAUUACUAAGCGUGGGGGCUUUUCUCACGGAGAAAGUGUUUAGUAAGAUGAGUCCACUAGAGCUACUUGCUGUGCCGUCUGAUAUGGCGUCGAUGAUUGAAAAACCCAGUUGGUGGUCGUUGACGAGUAGCAGCACGAAUGGGUUGACGGCUACUGGGGCGAUAGUUGACCUAGCCAGUGUGGCUCAAGAGGUGGAAAUAAACGAAAAGUAUUGCGGGGGUCCUAGCGAGCUAGAAGUACCUCUCGUGGUACACAACGUGGACCUGCAUGCAGAGGAACACCUUUUGUUGGCCAAUACGGACGAGCUGAAUCCAGUCGAAUGGUACGCCGUCGACUACGUCCACAGCAUCACCGAUAAAAAUCCUCAACGAGGUGACGAGAGGAGAGCCGAGCGAGUCGCUGAAAGAAUUGAAGAAGAGAGCGGUCCUUCUUGGGAUACAGGAGACAAGCUCUCACAAUUGGGCGAGCGCUCAUUUGAGACUCUGGCUGUCUUUGAAGCAAACAGGCAGUGGCGAGAAGGCGAUGCUGUUGCGCAGCUUUUUCACAGCGUCAAAUCCCUUAGCGGUACAGUGGGUAACAGCGCGCUUGAAGAUCUGUUUAUGCAGAUGCGUAUGCAAGGCAUGGAAACGUGUUUUGACGUCUACAUGCCUCCACAAGUACCUCGCUUGGGUCUUGCAAGAUUACAGCCGGGGGCAUUUGCCACGGGCAUCGACACCCGGAUGACGUUCCGGGUUUCAUAUCUUGUGCCGGCUCCUGUCCCACCAGUCCCUCACGUUGGAAAGUCGAAGUUUGAUCACAUUGUCGGCCAGCACGGAGACGUGUCCAGAUUUAACAAGCUCAGCAAGAAACAGCGGGUCAGCAUCGCUGUUGUCGCGGGAGCCCGAGCAGGUGUGCUUGGAUCAGUACCUGGUUCGAACUUGACGGACUUGCCAAGUAACUCUGCCGGUGUCAAACGCAAGCUUGAAUCGCAGUUAGGCGGGAUGAAGUCGGGGCUUCAGAAGGAGCGACGUGUGGACCUCGAGGGAAUUCCUGUCUCCGACGUAUCUGAAUUUCCUGAUGAUGAUUUUUGGGGGGACACAAAUCUGGAUGCUCUCGAUUCGGCCGAGUGGGAUGAUCCUGCUCUUUUUAGCGGCAUUUUGGGUACUGGUGUGGGCGCUCUUGAAACGACGGUAUCCUCUAUAGCCUCUUCGUCUGGUACAUCAUCCAGUGGAGCAGGUGCGUCUUCGGCAUCGACGGCGAGCGGUAUGGUCGGUGGUGGUAUCGGAGCGCAUGUUGAUUCAGGUUUUAAGACAGGCUCUCAGAAAAGCUCGAAAAAGCUGAAAGUGGGAACAGGCCGAGCCCGGAAAAGCAGUAUGUCUUUUCCCGAGUCUGGGCGUGACGUUUGGAGCGUGCAAGAUGACAUCAUCCUGAAGAAACUGUUUGAACUUUACGGUGCCAACUGGACUCUCAUCGCGCAGGUCUUCAAUUCGACUACUGCGGUUUCUUGUUUCGUCUGCAAUAAGCGCUCACCUCGACAAUGUUAUGAUCGUUACGGCAAGAUAAUUUCAUGCGGUUUCGCUGCGGUUGCAAGCGGGGCUUCAGCCGGUGCAACAGCCGCUAUAACGAACGAAGACAAGCCCAAUGUUUCAUUUAAAGUCCACCGUGGUGCAAGUCUUGCGGCCGCAGGGCUGGACACGCGCAUCGGAUUGGCACAUAACGAAUUGCUUGCAAAGUUUCCACGACGUUAUUCUCUUCCUGGUUUACCGCCACCUUCUAUUGCGGGUGCACCGAGCCAGAAGGGAUUGACGCUGGCCUACAGACAAAGACAAGUUGCCGCUGAUGGUGAUGUCGGCAAAAAGGCAAUCUAUACGUCUGCUGGAGGACUGGAGGACUUGAGGUCUAUAAAAGCCUCAUUUGACGCUAUUAUUCAGUGCGUGAAGCGCAAGACGUCGCCACCGCCGAUUCCGAUUCCUGCCGAAACUACUUCCGCGACAUCUGCAUCGACCGCGGCGCCGCCUGCUUUGGGCUCAGCGGAUUUGGGCACAAAAGCGUCACUCACGGCUGCGUCGUUUUCGUCUUCGCAGGCCUUGACUCCAGCUUCGGCCCCAUCUACUCCUGCUAAAGUCAGCGCGAAGGCGUUAAAAAAGGCUUCUGUGUCACCAGUAGCAGCCAUAAAGUCGAAUCCUGUGGCGAUGCCGCCGCCGCACAAAUCGCACACAGACAUGAUUUCGCUUCUUCCAGGAACUCUGCUAGAUCCAGACGAAGUGAUUAAACGCAGUAAAGAGGCUGCAGUUGUGGCUAUACAGGCGGCGGCGGUCGUGGCUUCUGCUGGACGUGACGGGUCCCCACUUUCAGCCAGCGGUGACGUAAUGCUGGGUGCUGGCUCGGUAUUUGGAGUAACCGUGAGUACAUCAAUGCCUCGCCGCCUGCACGCUGCAAGCCUUACAAGCGAAGCGAAUGCUGUUAGUGUGAUGUCCACCUCAACAAUGCCAUCUACGGGCGCGGCGGCUGCAGGAGCUACCGCUACCACAGCUCCGGCAGGCACACAGGCGCAAACAAUAAAUGCAGCGACGACAGCAGCGUGGGGCGGAUUGGUCCAUGGCGUGGGUGCGAAUGAAGCGAAUGCUAGUAUGGCUGUGGAUAUCGCAACUACAUCCAGUGGCAGUGACGCACAGCGUACUGCACCGAUGCCCGUGACCACAUCGACGUUAUUGCAUGUGCUAGACCGCAUGCCCGAGGUAAAGAACAAGAUUCAAUUAAUCCUGAACCGCACUGACUGUUCCGAGUCGCAGAAGGUGGCGAUGAUUGCUCGAUUGUUGAGCAACACGAACGCCAUCAACACCACUAAUGCGCUUGGUGCGCCCGCCACAAUGCCUCUGGCCGAUGUGUCGUCUGCGAGCGGCACUGCGAUGUUGUCGGCGCUGACUGCUGGCUUCAGCUCGCCCAAUAUCCCCAUCGAUACGGAGACGCCGAUCCCCAUGCCAGCGCAACUAGGCCCGACAGCGGCGAACUUGGACACGUCGUCCAUCCUACCUCGGCAAGGACGAAUUCAGCAGCCGCCCGCCAAGUGA
This is a messenger RNA of Hyaloperonospora brassicae, 6456 nucleotides long. The record is from the annotation of a GenBank genome assembly. Lineage: Eukaryota; Oomycota; Peronosporomycetes; Peronosporales; Peronosporaceae.